GCUGCUGAAUUGGCGGAGCUCAAAUGGUCCUCAGCGAGCAGCAUGUGAGAAUGUGCGGUGCUUUGUGAGGAGCGUAAUGAUGGGCACCAUUAGCCUCCUUCUGCUGGUGCUGGCCUUUGCCGGCGGCCAGCAGUUGGACGUGGACACCACCCAGGCCAGAGGCCAGCAGGACCCGCAAUCGGCCGCCCUUGCUCCAAAAUUUGCUGUGAUUGCUCCACGCGUGGUGCGGCCGUCGUCGCUGUACUCGGUGGCCGUGGCCGCGCUUCCGGGCCUGGAGGACCGCCUAAAGGUCAAGGGCGCCCUCAGCAGGGAUGGUGUCCAGUUGGCCACUAGCGGCGUGGAGGAACUUCGUCCCUCUGGUUCAGUGCGACUGUUGAUGAUGGUGCCGGGUUCGAGCGCGCCUGGGGAUUACUCGUUCAGGGUGGAGGGUCACAACGUUGAGACCGGCGCCAGGGUUUUCACCAACACAACCGCCCUCAACUUCUCGCCGCGUUUCCUCACCAUCAUGGUGCAGACCAGCAGGCCCAUCUACAGCAACGGCCAGGACGUCAGGUUCAGGGUCGUGUUGCUCAGGAUGGACAUGAAGCCUUUCGACGAGGCCGUCACCAUUUACAUGCAGGAUCCUCUGGGCAUGGUGAUGAGACGCUGGAUCAGCGCCGAGACUAAUAAUGGUGUUGUGAGCCUGAUGUUCCAACUGCCGCGUCUGUGCCGCGAGGGCAUGUGGUCGGUCCGUGUGGAGGCGCGCGGCCAGCUGGAGACGCAGAACUUCCAAGUGCGCACUCACUUCAUUCCACUCUUUGAGGUGUUAAUGUUCACGCCGAAGUACGCGCUGGACACUGACGAGAGCUUCACGGCGACGACAAAUGCAAUUUCCUCAACAGAGCGCCUUGCUAGAGGUAACGGCACCCUCAGGGUCUUCGGCCACAGGUUCGCAAGCGCCGACGGACGCAAAGACUUGGAGCCCAAACUGCUUUGGUCUGAAACCGUCUUUAUUGCAACUGGAGUUGAAAGCUGGGAAAUCGCCCUGAGCAGGGUGGAGGCCCACAUGGGAUUGCCGUUGGCAGGCAUCGAGGUCAAAGUGGAGCUGGAGGUGAUGGAAACCUUCUACGGCGACGUCAGGUCGGGCUUUUCCUGCACCCGGAUCAUCGAGGCAGGCUUGCAGCUCAGGUUUUUGGGCGCCGCGCCGCAGAUCUUCCGACCAGGGAUGCCCUUCGAGGGACAGGUUGCCAUUAGUCACAAAGAUCACGAGAAAAUCUCCGAAGAGCUGCUGCAGAACUCGCGCCUGGAGAUCCGCGCUUUUGCCAGUCUGGAGAGUGGCGGUCGCGUCGACCUGCCCGAGGUAAAGAUCCCGUCGGCCGCGGAUACCAACCAGGAGCCCCACUACCUGCGCGAAGACUGGGACGAAAAUGACGUCGCCGACAUCAUGCAGCCUUUCUUUGACCAACUCGCCUUCCGCCACUUCCGCGCCACCGGAGUACACAAAUUUAAAAUCAUGACUCCUGAACGGGCGGUACGAAUCGAAAUCCAAGCGACCUUUACCGACCCUGAGGGCAAAGUUGAGUCUGCAGAACUAAAAUUGGAACGCCACUUUUCUCCAACAGCUCGAUACAUUUCAGUGACGACAAGCACAGAGACAGGCAAACCCGGUGAAUAUGCAAUUUUUCACGUUUCUGCAAAUUUCCUUGUAGAAAAUUUCAUUUACAUGGUGGUCUCGAAAGGACUUCUAUUGAUCGUAGACAGCAUGGACGCGUCUUACGGCGGCGCCACGACUUUUGCGGUACCAGUGUCCGCGGAAAUGAGUCCCGCUUUCCGCCUAGUGGUGCUCGGCGUCACCAGGCAGGGCGAAAUCGUUUCCGACGCCGUCUGGCUCCCUGUCGAAGGAAUUUCUAUGCACAAAGCUUCAAUGAAGCUGAACCAGGCAAAGGACCACACUAAAGACACAGUUGAAUUUGAGGUCAGGGCUGAACCAGGCGCCUUCUUUGCCACGCACUCGUUGAACGUCUUCAUGUACGAACUGCAAGCGGGAAGCGAAAUCACCCGAGCCAGGGUCAUGCGCGCCUUGCACUCGUUUGAAAAUGAAACAAGGGCGGUGCACAAAGUUGCUUGGAGGGCGAGAGAUGGUCUCAGAGAGGAUCAGAACGCCUUCUUCAAAUCAGGAAGCUACGGCCCUGACGCCAACAGGACUCUCCAAGAGGCAGGGCUGAUCAUUAUUACGGAUGCCAUUGUUCCUUCCGUGCCUGGUUAUAACGGAAAAGAUUGCAACUCGAACUCUUCCAUUCCAAUGCUUCCGUGUGCUAUUAGAGGUUGUUUUCCAGCGAGAAAAAAAUGCGACGGCCAAAAGGACUGUCCUGACGGGUCGGACGAAUCCAAUUGUUACGAAGUGGACAAUUUCCAGGAACAGGUCCACUAUUCCAUAAACAGGAUGAGUGGCUACACAGACUUGUACCAAGUGGGUGAUGGUGACUGGGGCUGGUUUGAACGAAACAUUGGCCACCAUGGGCGCGAAUUUGACAAAAUCGCCGUUGCCGCUGUCACCAACACGUGGUACAUUUCUGGAUUCAGCGUCAGCAAGGACCACGGCAUCGCCGUCCUGGCCGAGCCCCUCCAACACGAGAGCCAACGGCCGUUCAUGGCGAGCGUUGAAGGCGCGACGCAGUGCCGGCGGGGCGAACAGGUCGGUCUGCGGUUAAUGCUGUUCAACAGGGAACCAGGACUGCACGAAAUGCUGGUCACCGUCAUUCUGCACGGCUUGGACGACUACCAGUUUGUGCACGUUGAGCAAAACGGCGUCGUCUCCAGCUACGGCGCCCGUCUCUCGGGCGGCGACCACCACCACCUUGUUUGGAUUGGUGAAGGGGGUGAGCUACAGGUGGACAUCCCUGUGCGGCCCAUGAUCGAAAAGGGCGAGGUGGAAGUUCGAAUUACAGCCACAACGCAAGUAGGCUUCAAGGAACUGACGCACACAAUUAACGUUUUGGGCGAGGGCGCCCCCGUCAGCGGCCAUACUUCCAUUUUCCUUGACCUCAAGUCCAGGGCGACCGUUUUGCGCUACCUGAACAUCCCUGUGGAGGAAACACCCAUUGUGCCCUACCAUGAUUGGCGCCGCUAUGUCUUCGGCAGUCCCUCUGGCACCAUCAUUCUUUCCAGUGACUUGAUUGGGCCGGUUUUCCCUGAAAUUCCGUUGACCACUAUUGGUCUGGUGGACAGACACCUGAAGGGAACUGAGGCCAGGGCAUCAGAGUUAGGCGCCAACGUGUGGACCUUGCACUACCUGCGCCUCACCAAUCGUCUCAGAAGAGAAAAAAUGCGUGAAGUCCUUGGCCACUGCAGCACCAUUUUUACUCAGGUGAUGAUGAGAUUCAACACAACGACUGGCGCCUUCCACAAUUGGGACGAUUCGCCUCCUAGCGUUUGGGUGACGUCUUGGGUUAUAAGACUGAUUAAACACGCGUCCUUCCAAGACUGGGAGGACCACUUUUACGCCGAGUCGCGCAUCACUAGCCUAGCGGUAGAAUGGCUCCUGCAGCACCAAACACCCAGCGGCGCCUUCUACGAGCCCGACUUUACUUACUCUCGCAGCCCUCUUGAUCCGCGCAUGCACCCCACGCAAACGCCGCAGCCCAAUGCAACUCGCGGCGAGCGGUGGCGCGACAGCCUGUUGAACGCUAAAAACGUUACCUUGACGGCACACGUGCUCAUCAGUAUUCAGGAGGCCCUGAACUCAGUCCAAGGUGGUCUCAGGGGCGAGGCCGCCUCCGCAAGAGACAGGGCCAUGAGGUACUUGGAGCGGCAGUUGAACUCAAUGAUCGACCCGUACGAGGUGGCCAUCACCACCUACGCCCUGACCCUGUGCGAUAGCGUCGAGAAGGACAUGGCCUUCCGACGUCUUUCCGCCCUGGCCCUCAAUGGAGACGAUGGUGAACUGUACUGGUCGCGGGUGAAGAUUCCUUCAAACCCAAUCAAGUACGAGAACCAGCGGCCCUUCGUGGAGCCGGCGCCAAUAGUCGAAGGUGACUCGGUGGCCGUCGAGGCUACCGCCUACGCCCUGCUGACCUACAUCGCGCGCGAGGGCAUUGGAAUCAUCCACGAACGCAUCGUCCAGUGGCUCGUCUCCGUCAGGGUCACAUUCAUCGGCUACUUCUCAACUGUGGAGUCGGUGCUGGCGCUGCAAGCAAUGACAGAGUUUGCCUUCAGGGCUCGCCUCCUGGACAUUACAGACAUGAGUGUGACCCUGGAAUUGCCCAGUUCGGGCGCCCUGAGGCAUGAACUACGCCUCCUUGGCAAUGACUCCGAGGCAGAAUAUUUUACCACAGAUAUUCCAAGCGUGUGGGGCCAUUUGAAUGUGGUGGCCAGAGGUCGCGGUCAGGCUCUGGUGCAGAUGGACGUCGCAUGGGGCGUUGACCACGACCCUUUGAAGGACGGCCCUUCUGAGGACUCAUUUGACCUGACCGUCCAAGAGUACUACUCCGACUUCAGGAACAAGUCAAAAAUCACCAUUCAGACUUGCUUCAGAUGGGUUCGGUCGAGUCCUUUGACAAGUGGCGCGGCUGUGCUAGAAGUGGAGCUCCCUUCGGGGUAUCACAUGCUCGAAUCGGACGCCAUCGCCCUGGCCAGGUCAAAUGUGCACCAGACCCUGAGAGAGGGCCUUACUGUCCCCGGCAAAACCCUUUGGUACUUUGAACACAUUCCUCCUGAAUGGAGCUGCUUCAACCACUCAGUGAUGCGCUGGUUCCCAGUGGCAAACAUUUCCCUUCACCGCUCUGUGUUCCUCUACGAGAUGUAUGCUAGAGAGCGAUUUGUGCAGGUCCUGUUCAACUCGACGCCUUUGUAUGUGUUGAACAUCUGCGAAGUGUGCGGCUCUUACCAGUGCCCAUACUGUCCACAUUUCAGCCGCGCCGCCUUCGACCAACUCUCCGCCGCCGUCUUAAUCUCUGCGCUCGUGGUUGUUUUGGUCAGAAAUUUCUAAAUGUGAAUAAUUAUAUGAAUUUAAAAAAAAAAACUUAAGAACGGCCGCCGCGACUGAAUGGCCGCAAGUCAGAAAGUGAUGGGAAAUAAUCUCAUGCUAAUUUAGUUUUAAAUAAUUUUUUACUGUCACUUAAGUUAAAUUUUGUUUCCAAAAAUACGAGAUGUACGAUUGGUCAAGUCAAACGGCUAACCUGGCUUUUCAAUUGUGAAUUAAUGCAUUUUUCGCUUUAAAAGUUAACAUAACUCUGAAGGAUAAGCAGUGGUGGGCCACCUGUACUAACAACGAUCUUGGACUAAAGCGAAUUCUUGUCGCUGAUCCUCUUAUCAAUAAAUCCGUCCUUGUAAUAAAGAUAUUUUUGUAAGAGAUAAGAUUUCAAGAGUCAUCCAAUCAUUAGAUUAGAUAUGCUUAAAAUAAUUGUUACAGUUGUAAAAUUUUUGCGGCAACUCCUCUAUUUAUUUUAGAUUAUUCUGUAAAUUUGAUUAUAUAGGGAAUGAUUUUAAUUUGAUGAAAAGUUUUGAAGUUUAUAAUUAAAAUAAAAUAUUAA
Molecule: messenger RNA, 5510 nt
Organism: Neocloeon triangulifer
Lineage: Eukaryota; Metazoa; Arthropoda; Insecta; Ephemeroptera; Baetidae
Product: CD109 antigen-like
Exons: 31
Coding region: 77-4966 (1629 amino acids)
Cellular component (GO): extracellular region
Molecular function (GO): protein binding; endopeptidase inhibitor activity
Source: RefSeq, a predicted model, not a curated record